Molecule: messenger RNA, 1233 nt
Organism: Camellia sinensis
Lineage: Eukaryota; Viridiplantae; Streptophyta; Magnoliopsida; Ericales; Theaceae
Source: RefSeq, a predicted model, not a curated record
AUGAAAAACAAGUUACAAAUUCACGUUGGAGGUGUUAAUAGUGCUCACAACCAAACUGUGAAGAAGUGUGAAGAUCUUAUGAAGCAAAAGCAACACAUUCAAAGUGUUUUUCUUAAGCAGUCAAAUCAAGAAAAAAUUGAAUAUCGGGCUCACUUAAAUGCAACUGUUGAUUGCAUACGAUUCCUUUUGCGUCGAGGGUUGGCUUUUCGUGGUCAUGAUGAAUCUGAUGAUUCAAGUGAUAAAGGAAAUUUCCUUGAACUUCUACAAUUUUUGGCGGAUCAUAAUGAAUCUAUCAAUAAAGUUGUAUUGGGGAAUACUCCGAAAAAUAAUAAGCUAACUCACCAUGAUAUUCAGAAAGACAUUGUGAACGCUGCUGCAUGUAAGACUAUCAAUGCUAUCAUAAAGGAUUUGGACAAUGAGUUUUUUUCAAUUUUAGUUGAUGAGUCUCGUGACAUAUCAGUUAAAGAACAAAUGGCAGUUGUUCUACGUUAUGUGGACAAAAAGGGCAUUGUUAUAGAGCGGUUUCUUGGUAUUGUACAUGUAUCAAAUACAACCGCUUUAUCACUUAAAGCAACAAUUGAAUCCUUAUUUUGUCGACAUGGAUUGAGUAUAUCAAAACUACGAGGGCAAGGCUAUGAUGGAGCCACCAAUAUGCAAGGUGAAUUCAAUGGUCUUAAAGCUUUAAUUUUGAGGGAGAAUGAAUCUGCAUUUUAUGUUCAUUACUUUGCCUAUCAACUUCAAUUGACUCUUGUAGCUGUUGCUAAAAAGCACAUUGACGUUGCUGAACUUUUUUGCUCUGUUGCUAACAUAGUGAAUGUUGUUGGUGGCUCUUGCAAGAGACGAGAUGCUCUUAGAGAUGCGCAAUUUGCUAAAAUAACAGAAGCACUAGACAAUAGUGAACUUAGAAGUGGGCGAGGUUUGAAUCAAGAGACUAGUCUUAAAUGUGCUGGUGAUACACGUUGGGGAUCACAUUUUGGGACAAUUAUCAACUUGAUUUUGAUGUUCUCUUCUUCGAUUAAUGUACUUGAGAUUAUUGAAGAGGAUGGCUUACAACCCGAGCAAAGAGUUGAAGCUCGUUCUAUCAUGAAGUUAAUGCUAUCUUUUGAAUUUGCCUUCACUUUAUACUUGAUGAAAAAUAUUUUAGGGAUUACAAAUGAGUUGUCGUUAGCAUUGCAAAAGAAAAAUCAAGAUAUUGUCAAUGCUAUGACACUUGUUAAAGUAUCUAAGCAAUGA